Molecule: messenger RNA, 2328 nt
Organism: Frankliniella occidentalis (western flower thrips)
Lineage: Eukaryota; Metazoa; Arthropoda; Insecta; Thysanoptera; Thripidae
Exons: 7
Coding region: 143-1735 (530 amino acids)
Source: RefSeq, a predicted model, not a curated record
UGUAUUCUUUUCGACAACAGACAUUAUUUUAUAGGUUGGCAGCAUUUUCCUGUUUACAUCUUGUUUUUGUUUGCAGCUGUUCUGUGUUGUUGAUGUUUGAUGUUUUUCUGUGACAAAGCCCAUUCCGGCGAAUUCAUAUGAAAUGGCUCGGACACGAAUUGAACCUUGGCAAGGAGAAGAUUCAGUGUGGAAAGAUUCAUCUCUAUCCACCAUCAUUCCUUUAAAAAGAAACUCGCCCAACAAAGCUCUGUAUCCAACUCAUACUGUUCUUAAGACAAACCAUCUCUCCAACUCAAAUGGAGUAUCCACCUCUCUUACAUCUUCUCAGAAAUAUCUCUCUGACAUUUCUCUCCAUGGUGUUCCUUCAUCUAAAUUUGCUGAUUCAUAUCCGAGCCAUGUCACAUCACAUCAUAAAUCCAAAUCGAAGUUGCAUGUAGCACGGAAACGCUCAUCCAAAUCUAGCCAUCACCAUCAUAAAAGUAUUGACAAUGUUGAAUUUGAAUCUGCUGCGGUCAAAGUGCUCUCAGCCCUUCAGCUGUCUACUAAUAGACAGACUAGCACGAGGAACUUACUGGAACUCCCAGAUGGUGAUACACGUAAAAACAUGAUUCCAAAAGUGGUGCUCCGGGACAUUGGCUAUGUCCUGCGAAAGGCGUGCCCAAACUUAAAUGUUUCACCAACAAAUGAUUCAGAUAAAUUUGCCCAGUCUUCUGACUCUCCUCCAUCACCUUCACCUGCAUCAGUAUUUCUUGCUGACAGUGAGUCAGAAAAAAGAGAGUCGAUUGCUUACGAUUCAAGUAAAACUACUUUAGUUGAUCUUGAUAAGGAUCCUGAAUCGACCGUAUCUGAAACGCCUCUGCCUGCAAUGUCCCCUACAAAAAUAUUCCAAAGCAUAAACUCUGCCCUUGCUGUGAGCCCAAGAAAAAAUUAUGAGACAUUAGAGAAAUCAGCCUUGAAUCUCCCUUCAUUUGAUGUCUUGGGUGCUAUGGCACCUACAUUUACUAAUACAGGUGCCCCCCAUUCCUUCUCUUCUAAUGCAUCUCAGUCCAUCAAACCACUCCCAUUUGUCCCAUCAUUUCCCAUUUCAAAAACAACCAGAUCUGUGUGUGCAAGUCCUCCUUUAACUGAUUCUCCUUUAGAUGAACGCAUAGAUCCUCCCAAAGAGUCCUCCCCUAAGACAGAACCGUUAGGCUCAAUAAAGCCACCGGCAAACAAAUCCACAUGCCACAUCAAAUUUGGAUUUUUAGGUUUUCCACAAGAAGAUGGAAGGAAAUUACGGAAAACACGCUUUCAUGUUAACACCAACAUUUUAGCAUCCUCUCUUGAUCUUCUGGACCUUCACAAAAAUAUAGAAGUUUCAACAGGAAGUCCUUAUAGUUGCUCGUUCUGCGAUAUAGUUUUCUCAAGUGUGAAACAUUGCAAAUACCACCAAAGUGUUAUAUCUUCCGAAGUGACUGAUGUCACAGAUGUUCAAGAAGAUGGAUUUUGGCUAUGUCCGUGGUGUCCUAUCAUUGCACUGUCCUCCGAGUUCUUUAGCAGCCACAAAGAAGUUUGCCGUGAGAAAGGCCGCUGUCAUCAGGAGCUGAAACCCUCUUCUGUUAGGAAAAAUGCGUCAGCUUCCUCCAGGCGCCGCAGCAAACCCCCUCCAAACACAAACAAUACAGUAGCAUCUCCUGUCAAAACCAAUAGCUUUAAAGUUUUUCAUGGUCAAAUAAUCCCCGUUAAUUUAUCUUAGAUUUUGUCUCAUCUGUUUCAUAUUCAUAUUUAGUUUGACUUAUGGCUGUUGGAUAUUUUAGCUUUUAUUGUAAUGAAUUGGUGAGGUCAGCAUAACACUAUUAAGUUUUACAGAGCACACCUAUGUGUAGACUCUCACCUAGUCACUAUUAUUACUAUUAAUUUUUUUUAACUAGUUGGAGAUCUGAUACUCUUGUCUUGAGACCCAUUCAAGUGCAGUACCAGCUGCUUUUACCUAAUUUGAUUUGAUCAUUGGUCAAUGUAUUGACAUGUAUUUCCAUUUUCAUAAAAUAUCAACAUCACUCUUGUUUAUCUCAUCCUCUUUUAAUUCCAACCUUGGUAAAGGUUAAGGUUUACAUCCCGUCGCCUGUCAUACAAGAUUUGUUUUGCAAACUGUUUUGCAGGUGGUUGUAAAGUCAUUGUUUUAUAAUUCUGUUUGUUUUGUUGAAGUCCUGAUACAUGUGUUUCUGUGAGAGGUGAACAAAAAAUGAGAGAAGAUAAUUCUUUUGAUUGUUCUUUAUCUUUGGAAUGAUAAAAAAUUGUUUCUUGACAAUUUCUUCAUUUAUAAUCAAAAAUAAAUAAUAUGACUAAGGA